AUGUCCCCCUCCGCCGAGCCCGAAAAAGCCGAUCGCUCUCUCGCGCUCCUCUUGACCGCGAUUGCACGGCUGGGAGAGAGAGAGAGAGAGAAAAGAGAAAAAAAGUGGCAUGACGGCGUAAACACUCCGCGCGCCUUCGCGGGCGCGCGAUCCUCCCCGAGCGCCGUUCGUCGCCCGACUACUGGAUUAGCGAGCCGCAGGAUCCGCCAGCUCAGUGCCGAGCGAUCGGGCGCGAUGGCCGGGCUCGACGAGCGCUCGCACGAGGAGGCAACGCGGACCGACGACGACGACGACGACGACGGCGACGACGACGACGACGACGACGACGACGACUUGAUUCCGCCGGAGCCGCCGGGCGAGUGCCACGCCAGCCUGCAGCGCGAUGUCGCGCUCCUCGGCGACUCGGUGCGCCGCGCCCGCGUGUCCGACCUCGCCGCGUUCAUCAUGCGCCGGAGGUCGUUCCGCAACCCGUACUACAUGGACAGGUUCGUCCGGCAUUGCCGCAUCAACGAGUACGGCAGCAACUACCCGCGCGACAGGUACGACCCGCGCAAGUGGCCGCGCAGCUCCUACUACGAGUCGCUCGCCAGGCGCCAGGAGGAGGCCUGCUUCCAGGCGAGGUGCCGCGAGUACGCGCGCUCGCGGACGGCCGACGCCGACCCGCCGAGCCGCGCCUGAUUUCCCUUUGUUCGUCCUUCCGAGGCGAGCGGAGCGCUCGUUUUUUUCCACGCCGCGCCGCCUUUUCUCGCGCCGUGCGCGCGGACCGAGAGCACGUUUGUUUCUCUUUCCUCGUUCUUUUUUUGUCGCUCGCGCGUUGCUCGCGCGGAGCGCGCGAGACGACCGAUCGUUUGCUAACGCAUCGUAAUAUCAUACCCGUAUGCGCGCGCGCGCGAAUAUUUCGACAAUGACUUGUGCGUACGCACGUACGCGCGAUUCAACGUUUAUUCCCCUCCUGUCCCGGCUGCGCUAUUUCGACUCCGCGCGCGCGACCGCGGAGUGCGAGUUUCGUCGCGACAAUUUCAUCCUUUUGUUUUGUUUUCUGCCGAGGUUUCGGCGAGUGUGCGUUUGAUCGCAGCGGCGAUUAAGUGCGCGCGCGUCCUGCGAUUGUAUUUUCAACUCCCGUGGCUAAUGACCGAAAUUCCACAGUAAUGUAAUCAUGUACAGAAAAAAAAAAAAAAACUAUGCGAAAUUCAGCGAAGCCAAUCCAUUCAUCGUUGCAAUGGACGAUGGCAAAAUGCACUACUUUGUAACUGUAUUAUAUAUAACCUUAUUCGCGAUAAGGUUCCGUUAGUUAGUCUAUCCUUGGAGAUUCGCUUUCACUUUAUCUCCAGCUCUCCUUUAUGCUCCACACAAGUGCUGUACUGUAUUCUGGGAUUUCAUUGUAUAAAUAAGCGAUAUACGUAUAGAAGUAAAAUGCGCAUUAAGAAUACACAGUUGUCUUUUAUUUUGAAUACAUGUUGAUAACUGAGGCAAGAAAUUUACGCUCUUUUCCGAUAGUUAUAAUCGUUUUCUGGCCUGGAAAAAUCGACCGCACACGCGCGCAUACACACACGCGCGCGCGCACACUCACAAUUAUAAAUAUAUGUAGCGCUUUUCGAUAAGUAAAUUUUGACAGUUGAAUAGCACGGCAAUCCGCUUGUGCGACGACACUGACACAUUUAUCGUCGGAUACUUGAUUGCACUUCUCGCGGACGACACGGACAAACACAGCCGAUGCGCACUACACUUGUGUUUAUGUAUAUACUUUGCAUAUACAUUGUACUCGUGUAGGUGUGCGCCUCGUUUGAUCCACUUAUCAGCCGCAAACAAUCCAGUUUACUUUACUUUCAGUCUCUCGGGUUUUCUUUUGUUUAAAUAGAAAAUCGAGUUUUUCUGCUGAUAGCCGAUCGGAAACCAGCCAAAAUUCAAGCAAUCAAGCCGGAGAAUAUUUAAAAGCCGUGCGAGCACGUGUCCACGACCGAACAAAGCAAAACAAUACGUUCCCCCACCCCGCCAACCGACCGUUUAACUGUUGAUAAUGCAGCUGUCUUAAUAACGAACUCUCGAAAAAACUCCCGGACGUUCUUUUGGCGCUUUCGUUCAUAAUAACACGAAUUCAUUCAUAUUUUUUAAACAUUCUUGAAACGCUAUUUACUAGUCAAAUCUUUACAAACUAAUAAUCAAACAGGCUACAACUUACUCUUCAUUCGUGACGUCAGUCCGAUGC
Phymastichus coffea is the source of this 2206-nucleotide messenger RNA. RefSeq names its product SAP30-binding protein-like. The transcript has 4 exons. NCBI's taxonomy places the organism in Eukaryota, Metazoa, Arthropoda, Insecta, Hymenoptera, Eulophidae. Gene Ontology annotation, cellular component: nucleus. The coding region runs from base 1 to 678 and encodes 225 amino acids. The record is from RefSeq and is a predicted model, not a curated record. Gene Ontology annotation, biological process: regulation of DNA-templated transcription.